AUGCCAGGGAUCGCACCACCGAGCUUGCCUGAUGCCUCCGAUGAUGAAAUGGCCGAUGCGCCGCCAUCUAGAGAUCCCAGCGCCGAUGCCCAAGAAGCUGAUAACCAAGACGAUGACCCAGAUGUCGAGCCAGAGCAGGACCAGGAGCCCGUGCAAAAGCAAAAACAAAAACAAGAUCAGGAUGCGGAUGAAGCAGGUGGCGAAACACAAGCAGAACCCGACGCCGAGCCCAAAGCUGAAACCGCAUCAAGCCCGGCAGCAGCAGAAGCAGAUACACCAUCAAAGUUUAGUGGCACGCCUCGUGGAGGUGGUAGACUGGCUGGAUAUCCUCGCAAACGUCGCCCUGGCCGACCGCCUAAAAAUCGCCCACCGGAAUGGGAUCUUCCCGACGAUGGAACGGAGCAGAGGAUCGUUGUUACAACCCCAGUGAAGAGGAGACGCGGUCGACCUGCUGCUAGUGGAGGAAGAUGGGGUCGACGGGGUGGAAAUCCUCAUGUUACACAGGUUGCCGUUGAUAAAGAAGGCACGAUGAUGGACGUCGUGAAUGACGAGGUCGCCCUACCAGAUAUUGAAGAAGGGGAAAAGAAGGUGGACAAGAUGGGUCGCUUGCUAGGCGGAAGAGAAUAUCGAGUGCGCACAUUUACUAUCCUCAAUCGAGGAGAAAGACUAUACAUGCUGUCUACGGAACCGGCGCGGUGUAUCGGAUUCCGGGAUUCGUACCUGUUUUUCCAAAAGCACAAAAUGCUGUAUAAAAUCAUCAUUGAUGACGACGCCAAACGUGACUUGAUCGAGAGAGACAUCAUACCACAUUCUUACAAAGGAAGGGCAAUUGGUGUUGUGACGGCGAGGUCCGUGUUUCGAGAGUUCGGCGCAAAAAUUGUUAUUGGUGGACGCAAGGUGAAUGAUGAUUAUGAUGAGAAGGCGGCACUUGAACGUGGAGAUACCGAGGGUGAACUCGCUGUACCUGAGGACAAACUGCCACCCCCUGGAGAGGAAUACAACAGAAACCAAUAUGUCGCGUGGCACGGUGCAAGUGCGGUCUAUCACACCGGUGCGCCAUCUGUUCCAUUGCCCGUUGGAAAGGCCGUUGAUCAAAAGAAGCGCAAGGUGACUGUGACUGGAGAUAACUGGAUGAUUGAACAUGCCAGGGAAACUAGUCGAUUCAACUCGGUUCUUGCAAAUGUACGACGGGAGAAUCUGGAGGGUGUAUACGAUGUUCACACCAACUACGUGCAAUACCCUAAGAUCAUGCAACCAACACAUGCGCGAUGGGAAGUGAUACCUCCAUCUGAGGAUUCGAAACCUUCCAACCAACUUGUUGAGGAUAUGUCAGCCUUGCAGAUCAUGAGUGGAAAUACGCCGAAAGCUGAUGAGGAUGCGGCCAAUAACAACGACGAAAAUGACGUUAAGUCGGCCGACAAACAAUUAACACACGCUAGUCCGGCAGCUUCCAGUAUAAUGCCUCCAGUACCUUCAAUAUUUACACGACGCUUUGCCAUUACGGAUAUACAUUACGAAACACCUGAGACAAGCACGCUUGGUCGUCCAGGCCCAGACGGUGAUGUUCAGGACGUGGGCUCCAAUGGAAUCAUUAGUAUGGCCAACCCUAAAUAUCCAGAGUUUGUCAGCGCAGAGGUACUCGCUGAACUCCCGCCGGAAUGCAAGGAAGCAUUAAUGGAAGCAGCAAUCAAAGAGUACGCAUGGAAAUCAAAAUGGCACACCGAGUCGACGGAUACAGCUAGGGGUCAUUUUCUUCAGAGCUAUAACUGGUACCCUUGA
Talaromyces marneffei is the source of this 1779-nucleotide messenger RNA. RefSeq lists its product as uncharacterized. Gene Ontology annotation, cellular component: nucleus. The transcript is spliced from 2 exons. The coding region runs from base 1 to 1779 and encodes 592 amino acids. The record is from RefSeq and is a predicted model, not a curated record. Gene Ontology annotation, molecular function: chromatin DNA binding. NCBI's taxonomy places the organism in Eukaryota, Fungi, Ascomycota, Eurotiomycetes, Eurotiales, Trichocomaceae.